ACCUUCCUGGUAGUGAAGACACGCUCAUUUGGGCUGACUUCCCCUGCCGACCCUCUCGCUCGCUCGCCGGCAUCAGGCUUACGUUCCGACCAUGGAGGCCAUCAAGAAGAAGAUGCAGAUGCUGAAGCUGGACAAGGAGAACGCCAUCGACCGGGCCGAGCAGGCUGAGGCCGACAAAAAGGCCGCCGAGGACAAGUGCAAACAGGUGGAGGAUGAGUUGGCGGCAAUGCAGAAGAAGCUGAAAGGGACAGAGGAUGAGCUGGACAAAUACUCCGAGGCCCUGAAGGAUGCACAAGAGAAGCUUGAGCAGGCCGAGAAGAAGGCCACAGAUGCUGAAGGUGAAGUGGCCGCCCUGAACCGGCGCAUCCAGCUGGUGGAGGAGGAGCUGGACCGUGCCCAGGAGCGUUUGGCCACUGCUUUGCAGAAGCUGGAGGAGGCCGAGAAGGCUGCGGACGAGAGCGAGAGGGGCAUGAAGGUGAUCGAGAACCGGGCCAUGAAGGACGAGGAGAAGAUGGAGAUUCAGGAGAUGCAGCUGAAGGAGGCCAAGCACAUUGCUGAGGAGGCCGACCGCAAGUACGAGGAGGUUGCUCGCAAACUGGUCAUCCUAGAAGGAGAACUGGAAAGAGCAGAAGAGCGGGCGGAAGUUUCCGAAUUGAAAUGCAGUGACUUGGAAGAGGAGCUCAAGAACGUCACCAACAACCUGAAGUCCCUGGAGGCUCAGUCAGAGAAGUACUCGGAGAAGGAGGACAAGUACGAAGAGGAGAUCAAGCUGCUGACAGACAAGCUGAAGGAGGCUGAAACACGGGCAGAGUUCGCUGAAAGGACUGUGGCGAAGCUGGAGAAGACCAUCGAUGAUCUGGAAGAUGAACUCUAUGCUCAAAAGCUGAAGUACAAAGCCAUCAGCGAGGAGCUGGACCACGCACUCAACGAUAUGACCUCUCUGUAAAGAGCGGCCUGGCAGCCCUGACCUCUCCGAGCAAGAACCUCUGCUUUCUCGGCUCUCUCUCGGCUUGCCUGAUUUUUUCCUUUCUUCCUCAGUCAAAAAAACUCGGGCUUCCAUUCAAGAAAGCUGCUCUCUUCCCCUACCUAAAUGUGCCGUGGUAAAAAGUGUAAUUUGGCGAGUUACUGUCUUGUCAUUGUACAAUGCCACCCCCCACUGCGUAUUAUAUGUAUGUACACAUCACAAAAGCAAAGCACCCACCCUCCCACAUCGUAAUUGCUAUCGCACAACCCUGUAAUGCCACAUCAGUGUGAAAACAUUAGGGUUCAAUAUAGAAUCAAUACAGAA
Anolis sagrei ordinatus is the source of this 1288-nucleotide messenger RNA. The record is from RefSeq and is a predicted model, not a curated record. Lineage: Eukaryota; Metazoa; Chordata; Lepidosauria; Squamata; Anolidae.